Messenger RNA from Dipodomys ordii (Ord's kangaroo rat), 939 nucleotides. Its product is annotated as olfactory receptor 14J1-like. Lineage: Eukaryota; Metazoa; Chordata; Mammalia; Rodentia; Heteromyidae. Gene Ontology annotation, biological process: G protein-coupled receptor signaling pathway. Gene Ontology annotation, cellular component: membrane. The record is from RefSeq and is a predicted model, not a curated record. Gene Ontology annotation, molecular function: olfactory receptor activity; G protein-coupled receptor activity.
AUGAUUACAACAAAUGAAACCAGAAUGAAUGGAUUCCUCCUCAUAGGGUUGUCAGAGAACCACAAUCUGCAACUGUUACAUGCUUGCCUGUUCUUGGUGAUGUACCUUUUGGCCUUGACAAGCAACUUCACCAUCAUCACCAUCACAACCCUGGACGAGCAUCUCCAGUCACCCAUGUAUUACUUCCUGAAGCAACUUUCCCUUCUGGACCUCUCCUUCAUCUCUGUCACAGUCCCCCAGUCCAUUAGCAAUUCCCUCACAGGCAAUGGCUAUAUUUCCUAUGCUCAGUGCAUGCUCCAGGUGUUCUUCUUCACGUCUUUCGCCUCGGCUGGUGCCAUUCUCACGGUGAUGUCUUAUGACCGCUAUGUAGCCAUUUGCUUCCCGCUGCACUAUGAGCUCAUCAUGGAUGCCAGAAAAUGUAAGAGUGCUAUGACAGCUGUAUGGGUAAGUGGAGGCAUGACAGGAACUUUGUAUAUGGCUGCCACAUGUACUAUCACAUUCUGUAAAGCCAAAGUAAUUCAUCACUUCUUCUGUGAUAUCCCCCAGUUGAUCAAGCUCUCCUGCUCCAAUGAUUACCUUGCAGUCAUUGGAGUAGAUAUAGUAGUGAUUAUAGCAGCCUUACUCUGCUUGGGCUCCAUUGCCCUCUCCUACUUCCACAUAUUCUCCACAGUCCUAAGAAUACCCUCUGCUGAGGGCCGGUCCAAGGUCUUCUCUACCUGCCUGCCCCACCUUUUUGUUGUCUCAUUUUUCAUCUCCUCAGGCAUCUGUUCAUAUCUCAAACCAACUUCAGACUACUCAACUGACUUAGAUAUUUUGCUGUCUAUGUUUUACACAGUAAUUCCCCCAACACUCAACCCUGUUAUCUACAGCCUGAGGAAUGAGGCCAUGAAAACAGCUAUACAGAAGUUAAUGUUGGCUAGAGAAUUCACUAAGAAAUAA